This is a messenger RNA of Mangifera indica (mango), 1668 nucleotides long. Its product is annotated as G2/mitotic-specific cyclin S13-7. The record is from RefSeq and is a predicted model, not a curated record. Gene Ontology annotation, biological process: mitotic cell cycle phase transition; regulation of cyclin-dependent protein serine/threonine kinase activity. NCBI's taxonomy places the organism in Eukaryota, Viridiplantae, Streptophyta, Magnoliopsida, Sapindales, Anacardiaceae. Bases 210 to 1466 code for a protein of 418 amino acids. Gene Ontology annotation, molecular function: cyclin-dependent protein serine/threonine kinase regulator activity. The transcript is spliced from 8 exons. Gene Ontology annotation, cellular component: centrosome; cyclin-dependent protein kinase holoenzyme complex; nucleus.
UCUUCUCCAAUUCAUAGCAGAACGGACACAAACAAGAAAUUGAGAAAGAAUUUGUGGAAAAGAAAAAAACUUUGAAAGAAACAGAGAGAGUGGCGACCUUAAACGCAGAAGGAGAAGGAGAGACGCGAGGUAGUCGUCUCCAAAACUUCAUUUCAUCUUUGUUCGCAAGCAUUGGAGGUGUCUUUGCCCCAUUUCAAGAAGAACCAGACAUGGACAUCGCUUCAAAAGUUGUUCUUCCUCAACAACAUCAGCUUAAAGGGGAAGUGAAGCAGAAGAAUGCAUUAGCAGAUGGAAGGAGCAGGAGAGUUCUUCAAGAUAUUGGAAAUUUAUUAACUGAACGAGCCCCAGAAGGAAAGAAACAAGCGAGUGAAGUUGAUGUUGCACUUGCAGCUAAUGGGGUUGCGUUAAAGAGAGGCGUCGCAGGAAAGGCGGUGCCAGAUCAAAGGAAGGCGAUUGACAAGCCAAAACCUGAGACGAAGGCAGUGAUUAGCUAUGAUGAAAGUGACCAGGAGACUAAACAUGUUAGUAGAAACCUAUCAAGAGAAGGGUCUUCAAGAAAGGAUGGAAAGGCCUUUUCGUCGGUCCUGACAGCUCGAAGCAAGGCUGCUUGUGGAAUUACCGAUAAGCCAAAGGAUCCGAUCUCGGACAUUGAUGCUGCUGAUAUUGAUAAUGAAUUGGCAGUGGUUGAAUAUGUUGACGAUAUUUACAAAUUCUACAAACUCACAGAAGAUGAAGGUCGAGUACACGACUACAUGGAUGCACAGCCAGAAAUUAAUGAGAAAAUGAGAUCAAUAUUGGUGGAUUGGUUGACAGAAGUUCAUAGAAAAUUCCAGCUAAUGCCAGAAACCCUCUAUCUUACCUUAAACAUUGUCGAUCGAUUCCUUUCGAGGGAGGUUGUGCCAAGGAGGGAACUUCAGCUAGUUGGCAUCAGCUCAAUGCUCAUUGCCUGCAAGUAUGAAGAGAUAUGGGCACCUGAGGUUAAUGACUUCGUUUGCAUAUCGGACAAUGCCUAUGUUAGAGAACAAGUCCUGGUUAUGGAAAAAGCAAUCUUGAGGAAAUUGGAAUGGCAUUUAACUGUUCCUACGCUGUAUGUUUUCCUGGUUCGAUAUAUCAAGGCUUCUGUUCCAUCAGAUAAGGAGAUGGAGAACAUGGCGUUUUUCCUAGCUGAACUUGGGUUGGUGCAAUAUCCUACCAUCAUUUUGUAUCCUCCAUCAUUAAUUGCUGCAUCAGCUGUUUAUGCUGCACGAUGCACCCUUGAGAAGAGCCCUCCCUGGAGUGAAAGUCUCAAGCACUACACUGGCUAUUCCGAGGGUCAACUAAGGGAUUGUGCCCAAACGCUAGUGAUAUAUCAAUGUUUAGCAGCAAAAAGUAAACUAAAGGCAGUGUAUCGGAAAUUCUCAAAUCCAGAUCGUUGUGCUGUAGCUCUUGUUGCGCCAGCCAAAAGCCUAAUGCCAGAUUCCUCGUAAAGAAGUUUGUGUAGACACAUUUUGGAGAUACCUCGUCACUUUGAUUCUUUUAUUGGAUUACUAGUCUGGCGUGAUCAUUUGCUUUGCUUUUUGUGUAUCACUACGAUGUGUGAUUACAAAAUACCUCUUUUGUGUAAUCUAUCUAAAGUGUUUUCGGUUAUUUUUAAAACCCAAAAACUCGUAAAUGAAAGAACUUUGUGCA